AUGGUGGAGACCCCCAGGGACCCCYUGUGGGRACCCCYGGRGACCCCCAUGGUGGAGACCCCCAGGGACCCCUUGGACCGUGCGCGGAACACGGGUGUCAUCGCGUGCACCGUGUGCCUGGAGGAGUUCCAGACGCCCAUCACCUACCUCUCGGAGCCCGUGGACGUUUAUAGCGACUGGAUCGACGCCUGCGAGGCCGCCAACCAGUAGCGGGGAUUUACCCCCGACCUGGGGAUUCACCCCCGCACCCGGGGAUUUACCCCUGCCUGGGUAUUUACCCCCCACCUGGGUAUUUACUCCCACCCAGGUGGGGUUUUUUCACUCUUUUUCCUUUUUUCCCUGUGUUUUUCACCGUUUUUCGGUCUUUGGGGACACGCGCGGGGGGGACACGGUGGCUCCCCCCCAAUAAAGGCCACUGGGGGCA
Nothoprocta perdicaria is the source of this 424-nucleotide messenger RNA. It is a transcript of the gene ELOF1, whose product is annotated as elongation factor 1 homolog. Gene Ontology annotation, molecular function: RNA polymerase II complex binding. NCBI's taxonomy places the organism in Eukaryota, Metazoa, Chordata, Aves, Tinamiformes, Tinamidae. The record is from RefSeq and is a predicted model, not a curated record. The transcript has 3 exons. Gene Ontology annotation, cellular component: transcription elongation factor complex. Bases 1 to 210 code for a protein of 69 amino acids. Gene Ontology annotation, biological process: transcription elongation by RNA polymerase II.